Molecule: messenger RNA, 270 nt
Organism: Penicillium waksmanii
Lineage: Eukaryota; Fungi; Ascomycota; Eurotiomycetes; Eurotiales; Aspergillaceae
Exons: 2
Coding region: 1-270 (89 amino acids)
Source: RefSeq, a predicted model, not a curated record
AUGGCCUCUGUUUCGGACGAGCCGAAGCCUUCGACGGGUGGUGAGUGUUUCCGACCCAAGCGCAUUAUCUUACGAGAGGAAGACUCGGAGAAUGAGCAGAGCAACAUGGCAGAGCCGGCGGGUAAGCGCCCUGGCGAGCGAGUUCCAUCGUACCCCUCUUUGGGCGUUGCGCUUUCAUCCGGUGUCUUUCCCUGCGAUCCUGCUCCAUUCCAAUCAAUCUGGAUCCUGUUCGAUCCUCACUUGCGCAUUUGGGGCCUUCUAGAGUUCUGA